AUGGUGUUGUUCGAAUACCUUCAGAAGACUUCACAGUUUUGUGCGCUUGAGAACGAUACUCUCGAUGGAUUUGCCAACAUUAAUGGAUAUAAAUAUGAGAGAGAACAAGUGCCGGAACCUUCGGUGGGCUUAUUGGGAUCGGCCACGAGGAUUUUGAGAACCGGAGCCGAUGUCCUCAACAAUAAGAUACGACAAGCCCGAGAUGGGUUGACAGAGAAAGAAAGAUUAGCCUUGCGCAAAAAGGAAGAGAGAAUGCAAAUCUUGAAUCUACGGUUGAAGAACGCCGAAAUGGUGGAAUAUUGGAGGGCCGCAGCGAAGGAAUUAGAUAUACUCGAGGAUAACGAAGCAUGGAAACUCGAUUCAUCGUCGGCAGAUUUCGACGCAGCGUUAAUCGAAGCAAGGACCAAACAAAUGGAUACGGCGAGGAUUGAUUGUGAUAUCAAGAAGAUGCUUACCUUGGUGCGCACAACCUUGUCGAGAGAUCUAGGAGGCAUGGGUAACAUCAGGUUGUACAAGCAUAGUCACAUUGGGACGAAGGUUAUCAUAGAGAGAUAUAUUGAGUCGACAUUGGAUACGAUACGUGCGCUGGUUGAGACUAGCAAAUACGCUUUACCAGUUGGAUUGGAAACGAAGGAUAUACUAGAGCAGGUUGUGUAUGCCAGACAGGCAUUUGGGAGAAGUGCGUUGCUAUUGAGCGGGGGAGGAACUUUUGGAAUGAACCACGUCGGGGUGUUAAAAGCUCUUUUCGACGCUCGUCUGCUGCCAAGAAUCAUAUCGGGUGCUUCUGCGGGUAGUAUCGUUUGUGCCGUGUUGUGCACAAGAACUGAUGAAGAGAUUCCGGACGUAUUGAAAAGUUUCCCGCAUGGAGAUCUUGCAGUGUUUGAAGAAAUCGGCAAUGAGGAUGGGGUCCUGGAUAGGCUACGACGCUUGUUGACAGAAGGAGCGUGGAUAGAUAUCAAGCAUUUGACGAGAGUGAUGCGCGAACUUUUGGGUGAUAUGACAUUUCAAGAGGCGUACAACCGUUCUCGUCGUAUUCUUAACAUAUGUGUAUCGUCCGCGUCAGUAUACGAGUUACCUCGACUGCUCAACUACAUUACUGCGCCGAAUGUCAUGAUUUGGUCGGCUGUAGCUGCAUCAUGUUCAGUACCCUUACUAUUUUCUGCAGCGGAGUUACUCGUGAAGAAUCCGCUCACAGGAGAAAAAUCAUCUUGGGAUCCUACACCUCAGCGUUGGAUCGAUGGAAGUGUGGAUAACGAUCUUCCGAUGACUCGUUUGGCAGAAAUGUUCAAUGUCAAUCAUUUCAUCGUUUCUCAAGUCAAUCCUCAUGUCAUUCCAUUUAUCACCAAGGAAGAGGAGGCGAUUAAAGAAGCUGUACUGAAAGAGUGUGAUGGGGGACCAGGCUGGGUUUACAACCUAACAAAAUUGGCAAAGGCUGAAGCUUUGUACCGCAUGCAAGUUUUGGCUGAACUAGGAGUAUUCCCAAAUCUGGUUACUAAAUGCAAGUCUAUCCUGAGUCAAAAAUACUCUGGGGAUAUCACAAUCCUACCAGAAAUCAGCUACAAGGACUUUCCCAGGAUAUUGAAGAAUCCAACGUCGGAGUUUAUGGUUCAGGCUUGUUUGGCAGGGGAGAGAGCUACUUGGCCAAAAUUGAGCCGCGUGUGGAAUCAUUGCGCUGUUGAGCUGGAGUUAGAUGCUGCUGUGCAGCAAUUAAGGGCAAGGGUAGUUUUCAGCCCUAGUGAGGUGAAUCUGAGGCGGUUGAGAACCAGUGAUGAUUCCCAAAAGUCUUCAAGAAUAAUGGGAAGACAGAGGACCGACAGUGGAAAUUUGUUGCUGAUGUCGCGGGAUGCAGAUGGUGAAUUUUCAGAGCAGAUUAGGGAACGCAGAAGCCCAUCUCGCCCACCACUGAGAACAACGGCAUCGGUAUUAGACAUUACACAACGUCAACAGUCUUGCCUUUAUAUUGAGCCUCGUUCUUCUCAGACUACUCCGCAGCGUACGCCACGACUCGGACGGGAAAAUGAGAUGUUUCGCUUCCCCGUUCUUGCAAAAGACCUAUUUCAAGCCAAGAACCAAAUCCCCGAAGUAUCAUCCGCCGGAGAAACAACACUUUCACCUCCGAGCUCUGACGUUGACGUUCAAUCACAAACCGAUGAAAGCAGUACAGAAAUUGAGACCGAGGAAGCUUUAUAUGGCAUAGCUAACACCCGCGAGAGGCAGCUUGAUUUCUUUUCUAGGAAUCAACCUGUUACUGCGGGAAGCGAUCGGGUUCUUGCUACAUCCCCUUCAUUCAUAAGAAAUGGACCUGAACUCACGUAUUCAGCCACGGCCAUUGCACCAAUUGAGAAGAGACCGAGAGGAGAAAGAAAGAGUGUAACUGAGCCGAAUAGUCCCGAGUUAAACUACAAGAGGUUAUUCCAUCAGUGGAAGGAAGAUGAUAUGAGAGAUGCUGCAUAG
Sclerotinia sclerotiorum 1980 UF-70 is the source of this 2454-nucleotide messenger RNA. RefSeq lists its product as hypothetical. Gene Ontology annotation, biological process: lipid metabolic process. The record is from RefSeq and is a predicted model, not a curated record. Bases 1 to 2454 code for a protein of 817 amino acids. NCBI's taxonomy places the organism in Eukaryota, Fungi, Ascomycota, Leotiomycetes, Helotiales, Sclerotiniaceae. The transcript has a single exon. Gene Ontology annotation, molecular function: triacylglycerol lipase activity.